Molecule: messenger RNA, 2648 nt
Organism: Schistosoma margrebowiei
Lineage: Eukaryota; Metazoa; Platyhelminthes; Trematoda; Strigeidida; Schistosomatidae
Source: the annotation of a GenBank genome assembly
CAUUGAUAUCCUACAAAGUGUUGCGGUACCAAAAACUAAUGCGUUACUUCAAGGAUGUCUAUUGAAGAUCACGAAGUAGACUUGUUAGACUUAUCAAGUCCUGACGUUAAACCGUCGAAUUCGUCAAAUAAUUUGGUCCAAAAGCCUUCCAACGUUGUUGAAAAUGGCUGUAAAUCAAAACAUGAAAGCGACCCUAUUAUUUCAGUGCCCCCUGUCAAAGAACAGUUAUUAUUACAUUUGGAUGUCUCUCAGGCUCGUCUUGUUAAAAAUUAUGGUUUAUUUCCUAUGAACCUUUACUGUCGAAUUCGCAUUGGGGAUGCCAUCUUCGAAACUCAGACUGCACUUUCAGCUGGCAAACGUCCUUUUUGGAAUGAAACAUUCCAAUGUUGGUUACAUGGUGAUGUUGACAGAUUAACAGUAGAAAUAUUUUCAGAAAAUGUCUUAUUUUCCGAUUCACAAGUAGCUAAUGCUGUGAUAAUUUUUCCUCCAUCUUUAUUUGAUGGUGUUGCUUUAAAUCAAUGGUUUUCGCUCAGUGGAAAGCAAGGAAAAGAUUUAGAAGGUUCAAUUAAUCUGAUUUUCCGAUGUCGAGUAAGCGAAACAAACUUAUUAUUAACUUGAAUUUUCAUUUACACUAAUCAACAUGAUUGUUAUUUAUUUAGUCGUCAAAAUUAGGAAACCGUAUUAUAACACAUAAUUAGCAAAAAACUAAGUGGUUUCUUAGUGAGAAUCUAUUCAACUACCAAUUUCGCCCUUCUUUUUUAUCAACCAUACACUGACAUAUAUCUGUCUUUUGUUACAAGUUCAUAUGUACUUGCAAAACAAGCAUAUGAAAAUAUAAGGUGUGUGCAUGCACUCAGUUCAAUAUGCAUAUCACAAAAAAAUUUUGAACUAUGAGUCAUUCAUUUCCCUACCAAUGCAACUGCUUUCAAAAUCAUCGAUAAGCAAAAACUUAUGUCUCUUCGUUUCACUAAUUAGCAAGAAACUUCAGCUUGGCUUACUUAUCCAAAAAUAAUUCAUUAUCAGCUUGAUACGAACAUGGUAAUUUUUCUUCUGGUUCACUCCUCAUAUUCAGUCAAUCAACCUCCACUCUUUCCCUUUCAAUUCUGAAUGUGGUUUUAUACUUCAUUCAUAUACAUUCAUUCAUUUAAUUUACCUAAUGAUUAGAACUGAUGUACAUAAUAUAGGAUCUGGUCCAAUCAUUUAUCCACUCAAGUUGCCACAAUUCACAUAACAAUUGAAAAUCGACAAAAAUGAUUUAUGCUUUACGGACAAAAGACUGGAAGCCUAUGUUGGUCCUCAGUUCGUUCACCUUUCUAGAAGUGUCUCAAGAUUCUUACAUUGCAUUCUUAAUAUUACCCGUAUUAUUAAUAAUAUUAUCAUGUUUCACAUACUAGAAUUUCUAGAGCUCUCUAUUCAUCUGCUUAUAAACUGACAGCUUUUUGGCGAGUAUCAACAGUAAUUCUGACAUCUUUUUAUUCAUCUCUGUUUAUCAAACCUCACAAAGUACCAGUAAACUUACCAGUUCUACAGUCCAGUCCAUUAUAUUGUCAACCGCGACUAGGUGAAAUCGCUGGUAUGAGUGUAUUACCUAAACCAAUAUCUACUGAAGAUGUUCAAUCAAUACAUGAAAUUUUCCCAUCUGUUGAAGAUGAUACAAUUCACUCACUUCUAACAACACAUCAUGGAAAUCGAGAAGUUGUUAUCAAUGAACUACUUCGUAUGACAUCAGAAACUUAAAUCUGUCAAAUGUGAUGAUCAUCAUUGUAUUAUCAUUUUCCGUUCUUUUUGUUGCUGUUUUUAUUUGAACAAAUUUUGUUGCUCCUAAAUCAUCUCGCCCCCUAAAAAUUUGUCCACGUUUUAUUUUAUUUACUUGUCCGUCGAUUGUUGCUUGUUUUCUCCAUAGAGUUACAUUAUGUAUCUUCAAAUUGUUAUAGCCUAUUGUCUUCUGUAAGAUAUAGUUAUCAAUAUUAUCUCGAUAAAACAAUGCUAUAAUUGUGAUGUUUGCUAAGUGUACUUGUAUUUUUGUGUCUUUUUUCACUGAUUUUCACCUUUUCUACUAUUUUGUUUUCAUUUUCAAACAUAUCCUAUUUUUGUGUUUCAUUACAUUUGUUCUCUAGCUAAAAUACUUUACUGAUUGUGGUUAUAUAUGUGUUCCUGUUUCUGUCGUUGUUAUUCCUAGGUGUUUGUCGUCUUAAAAUGAUGAUCACAUAAUUUAUAUAUAUAUAUAUAUAUAUAUACUCUUGUUUUCAGGAUUUUAUCUGAACAGUUUCAGUACUUCGUUGUUAUACGACUACCGAGCAUUGUUUUGUUUGUUUGAACUAAAAAGUUGUUGGAUUUUCUGUAGUAAUAAUGUGACUGUCAAAUAUGCUUUUUUUGUUUCUGUGCAGAUAUACAUAUAUUUAUCAUCAUUAUGAGCUGUUAUGGUUGGUCAUUCAAUAAUUGAUUCUGCCUGUACCAUUUGUUAAUUUUUACAUUGUUUUUUGAGCUGAAAAUCGAUUAAUAAUAGCCCACUUUACUAGUAAUAGUCAUCAUACUUUGUUUAGCAUAUAAGUCGCUUUCUUUUUUGAUUCUUUGAAGAAGCGACUCAAACAAAGUAGCGAAACCUCACCAAUGUAUUUCUCUACUUACUGGAAUAUUUUACAGAUCAC